AUUCAGAGGCAAAUCUCUUAACCAUUCAGACAUCUGAACCAUUAAGAGACUGAAACAAACAGUCUGAACCAUUAAGUGCUGGUCAUUCAGAAACUGAAACAAACAGUCUCUCCAAUGGUUAAAUCAAACUAGAGAGAGAUAGCGAGCGAGAGAGAGAGGGGAUGGCAUCAUACCGGUGGAAGAGCUUCUCAGAGGACGAAGAUCGGCCGGAGAAGCCGAGGAAAUAUGGCGUCACUGAAAUGAGGUCUCCGCAAUACUCUCUUUUCUCUCGCCACCUCCUCCAGGAUAUUUUCGAGUCCAUGGGGCAGUUUGUUGAUGGGCUGAAGUUCAGUGGUGGAUCUCACAGCAUGAUGCCAAAGACAUACAUCAGAGAAAUAAGUGACCUGGCACAUAAGCACAAUGUAUAUGUUAGCAGUGGCGAUUGCAUUGAGAAUCUUCUUCAUAAAGGUCCUUCAAAUCUUGAUGAAUACAUUAAGGAAUGCAAGCAAUUGGGGUUUGAUAUCAUUGAGAUUGACUUCACAUCCUUAGGUCUUCCGGAGGAAAUUCUUUUGAGAUAUGUGCGGUUGAUUAAAAGUGGGGGGCUUCAAGUUAGGCCUCAGUUUUCUCUCAAGUUCAACAAGUCUGACAUGCCCUCGAGCGGCAAUAGGGCUUUUGGUGCUUAUGUUGUUCCAAGACCUCGAAGUUCAGACUAUAUUGAAGAUGUGGACCUCUUGGUUAGGAUGGCAGAGAGAUGCUUAGACGUUGGGGCAGACAUGAUAAUGAUAGAUGCAGAUGAACUAUGCAGGCACCCUGGCUCUGUCCGGGCAGACGUGAUUGCAAAAAUCAUUGGUCGUCUUGGUCUUGCAAAAACAAUGUUUGAAGCAUCGAGUCCUCAAAUCUCAGAGUGGUUUGUGAAACAGUACGGCCCCAAGGUGAACCUCUUCGUGGACCAUUCUCAAGUGAUGGAUUUGGAAUGCCUCAGGGGACGAAACCUUGGUAAAAAUCACACCUCCAUUUUGGGUUCAUCAUAUUCCCUCCUCUGAUCUAGCCUCAGGCAUGAAGAAUGUGCAUCUCUUUGGGUGGGCUAAUUUGUAAUGGUGUGUGCUUUGAUCUUCUAAAAAACUGUGUAACUUUGCAUGUUCUUGCUUCACUGUGUUCUCUGUAAUAAAGGUGUUUCGUUAUUGUGACUUUCUCCUGUAUAAACUGAUGGUGAUUUUAUGAGACUUUCAUCAAACUUGCCUAAUUCUACACAUAAAUUUCCCCAUAAAGAUCAAGUACUGAA
Molecule: messenger RNA, 1261 nt
Organism: Cuscuta campestris
Lineage: Eukaryota; Viridiplantae; Streptophyta; Magnoliopsida; Solanales; Convolvulaceae
Source: the annotation of a GenBank genome assembly